AUGAUGGCACUCUGGGUUUUUGUUUUUAUAAUCCUGGUGUCUUCUGUCCUGGUAGCUCUGUAUGCGCUGGGGGCCUUGCGGCAGAGAAGAGCCAAAGAGCCCCCUUUGGACAAAGGUCCCAUCCCCUGGUUUGGUUAUACCUGGCACUUAUCUAAGGAUGCUUCCAGUUUCUUGAAGAAGAUGCAAGGGCGUUAUGGGAACAUCUUCACUCUUCAGGUUGGUGGUAGGUAUAUCACCUUUGUCACAGACCCCCUCUCUUUUGAUGCUGUCCUGAAGGAGAACAAGAGCAAACUGGACUUUUCCAACUUUGCUUCUCAAUUGGUGUUCAAAAUCUUUAAGUUCCGAGGACCAAAAGAUCACGAAAAGGCACUUAAAAGCCACAGCACAAAGUACUUGAUGGGUAGCAAUUUAACUAUGAUGACUCAGGCCAUGAUGGAUAAUCUACAGGUCCUGUUGCAAGAACUUGAUGCUGGUGUGAAAUCUGGACUCCAGGAGUGGAAGCAGGAUGGGCUAUAUAAACACUGCCACAACAUUGUCUUUAGAGCUGGAUACCUGACUUUGUUUGGGAAGUUACCCACUAGUGGCAAAUCAGAACACAUUCAGGACUUGCUCAGGUCCCAGAAAGUCUUUGAGGAAUUCAGGAAAUUUGACAGACUCUUUCCUCGGGCAUUUUUAUCUGCACUUCAUCCCAAGGAGAGGCAAGAAAUGAAGAGGCUGAGACACUUCUUCUGGGACAUUCUCUCUCCACAGCAGAUCCUGGAGAUGGAUAAUGUGAGUACAUGGAUCUAUUUCUCUCAGCAACAUCUAGCUGACAGUGGAGUGUCUGACAUAGGACAGAGUCAAAAUAAUCUGGUACUACUCUGGGCUUCCCAGGGCAACACAGGUGUUGUGGCCUUCUGGGCUCUCCUCUUCCUCCUGAAGAAUCCCAAAGCUCUGAAGGCUGUAAGAGAGGAGGCAGAAGGAAUCCUCAGGAAAAUGGGGAAGGAGAAGAGAUCAGCUGGGGUACCUGUCAAUGUUGAAUAUAGCAUGCUGCAACAGACCCCAGUGCUGGAUAGUGUCAUGGAGGAGACAUUACGCAUGGUGGUUGCCCCUUUCCUGACCAGAUCUGUCAUGCAGGACAUGACCUUGAAAAUGGAUGAUGGCAGGGAGUAUGCCCUCCGCAAGGGAGAUGAAAUUUCCAUCUUCCCCUACCUUUUCCUCCAUAUGGACCCAGAAAUCCACCCAGACCCCACCACAUUCAAAUAUGACCGUUUCCUGAACCCUGAUGGCAGCCCAAAGGUAGAUUUCUACAAGCAAGGGAAGAGGAUCAAAUCUCACAUACUGCCAUGGGGUGCUGGCACCUCCCUCUGUCCUGGAAGAUUCUUUGCCCUCAAUGAGAUGAAGAUGUUUGUCUUCUUGAUGGUCGUGCAAUAUGAUAUAGAGUUAGUUGACCAAGAAGUAGAGAUCCCUCCAAUAGAUGUGAAGCGAUGGGGAAUCGGUGCCAUGCAGCCAAUAUAUGAUGUCCCGUUCCGAUAUCGGAUGCGCUUCUAG
Gracilinanus agilis (Agile Gracile Mouse Opossum) is the source of this 1530-nucleotide messenger RNA. Its product is annotated as 5-beta-cholestane-3-alpha,7-alpha-diol 12-alpha-hydroxylase-like. Gene Ontology annotation, molecular function: heme binding; iron ion binding; sterol 12-alpha-hydroxylase activity. The record is from RefSeq and is a predicted model, not a curated record. The transcript has a single exon. Bases 1 to 1530 code for a protein of 509 amino acids. NCBI's taxonomy places the organism in Eukaryota, Metazoa, Chordata, Mammalia, Didelphimorphia, Didelphidae.